This is a messenger RNA of Trachemys scripta elegans, 2835 nucleotides long. It is a transcript of the gene ANGEL2, whose product is annotated as angel homolog 2. Gene Ontology annotation, molecular function: 3'-5'-RNA exonuclease activity; mRNA 3'-UTR binding. NCBI's taxonomy places the organism in Eukaryota, Metazoa, Chordata, Testudines, Emydidae. Gene Ontology annotation, biological process: 3'-UTR-mediated mRNA stabilization. Bases 748 to 1953 code for a protein of 401 amino acids. The transcript has 10 exons. The record is from RefSeq and is a predicted model, not a curated record.
UUCAAAAAGGAGAAGAGACAGUGGUCAGAAUGAUGUUUGCAGUCCUAAUGAAGAAAUUAGCAGCUCUAAUCAGAAUGAAGCAGUCUGUCUUUCUACUCCACCAAAAAAUGAAAAAGAAUAUACUGCAAACACAAGAGCAUUGGGAGCCUGCCAGCGUGAGCACAGCUGAUCAUGGAGACUACACGCCCCAAACGCGCUCCAGCCGGGUCUGCACAGGAGGUGGUGGAUCUCAUCGCUGUGUGGGGAGAAGAGUCUGUGCAGGCAGAGCUCCUAUCCAGCAGAAGAAAUGCUGACAUCUAUGCAAAGAUCGCUCAUGGAAUGGGGGAGAAGGGCUACACGAGGGACACACAGCACUCCCGUGUAAAAAUAAAAAAACUUCGCCAAGCGUACCAGAAGGCAAGGGAGGUGAACAGUCAUUCUGAUGCUGAACCCCACAUAUGCGGGCUCUACAACGAGCUGCAUGCGAUUCUCAGGGGUGACCCUACCAGCAUCCUCACAAGUAAGUGGACACCUCACAGAUGUGAGUCUAGGGACAACAAGGAGGAUGAUUUGGUGGAUGAGGAAGAGGAGGAGGAGAAUGGGAAACAGGCAAGCGGUAGUUCCAUUCUCCCCGAGAACCAGGAAAGAUUUUUAACCCUGGAGCCCUGUGGGUCGUAGGACAUCACGGUGGCUGACCGUGAUGCCAGGAAAGGCACCUCUGGCCUGAUCAAAAGAAAUUGGGAGUAUUUCUGUCACCAUAGUAAAACAAUGAAGAUUCUUGAAGAUAAGCAAAUUGACCAAAACAAUGCAGAAGACAAAGGAAAGUUUGAUUUUACUGUGAUGUCCUACAAUAUCCUUUCACAGAAUUUGUUAGAAGAUAACUCCCACCUGUAUAAACACUGCAGACAGCCAGUGUUAAUGUGGGGUUAUAGAUUUCCCAACAUUCUACGGGAAAUCAAACAACUGGAUGCAGAUGUACUGUGUUUGCAAGAAGUACAAGAGGACCAUUUUGGAAUGGAAAUCAAGCCGAGUUUGGAAUAUUUGGGUUAUCAUUGUGAAUAUAAAAUGAGGACAGGAAGGAAACCUGAUGGCUGUGCUAUUUGCUUCAAAAUUUCCAAAUUUAAUCUCAUCUCUUCAAACCCAGUGGAAUUUUUCCGCCAUGAUAUUCCACUCUUGGACAGAGACAAUGUUGGACUAGUGUUGCUUCUGCAGCCCAGAUUUCACUGUAAAGCUACUGCUGCAGUCUGUAUAGCCAACACACAUCUGCUGUAUAAUCCAAGGCGAGGGGACAUUAAGCUGACCCAACUGGCAAUGUUACUGGCAGAGAUUGCCAGCGUUGCCCAUCAGAAAGAUGGUAGAUUCUGUCCUAUUAUCAUUUGUGGUGACUUCAACUCCGUUCCUGGUUCUCCACUGUACAGUUUUAUAAAGGAAGGAAAGCUGAAUUAUGAAGGACUACCUAUAGGAAAGGUGUCUGGUCAAGAACAGUUUCCUAGGGGACAAAGAAUCUUAACUAUUCCAAUUUGGCCCCCAAGUCUAGGCAUUUCACAGAGCUGUGUGUAUGAGGUACAACAACAGCGACAAGAAGAAAACACAGGUGGAGAGAAAAAAGAAGCGAAACUGGAGCACACAGAAGAGAUCAUAAUAGCAGCUGAAAAGUUUCCUUCGAAAUUACAACACCACUUUAGAUUAUCUUCGGUCUAUUCUCAUUACUUACCUGAAAGUGGGGUUCCAGAAGUAACAACUUGUCACUCCAGAAGUGCUGUCACUGUGGAUUACAUUUUCUAUUCUGCAGCAAAGGAUGAUAGUGCUGCUCAGCCAGGAGCCGAAGAUACUUUUGAUGGAAGUCUGAAGCUUCUUGGUAGAUUAUCACUUUUAACAGAGCAAGAUCUGUGGACAGUUAAUGGUCUUCCCAAUGAACAUAACUCUUCUGAUCACCUGUCCUUACUAGCUCAGUUCAGGCUUAUUGAAGAAUAAUUCCCAAAUUAUUUUUAUAUCUGCACUUUCCUUCACCGUCUCUUCUUCCUGUAAUUUUUUUUUAAUUCAAGGACUUCCAGACUGGUUAAAGUAAUGCCUGCAUGCUGAAUUUUUAGUGUUGUGUAAAGUAGAGUUUUUAAAUAGAUUUCUUUAUAAAGUUGCUCAAAUUACUUUGUGGAGUCAUUAAGACAAAAAGAAAUGAGUUUACAUUAGCUUCCUCUUUUUGAUAAUGGAAAAUGUCUGUGCUAUAAUCUGAAAAAAGGCAUUAUUUUUAAAAAAGAUGUUUUUAUUGUAAAUCAUAGUAAAAUGGGUGAUGGUUCUUAAGUACAGUGUAUUUCUCUCAAUCCUUCAAGCAAAAGAUUGUGUGUUUGUAGCAAGCUUCAUAAUGAGCUCAAAGUAGGUAUCUAUGUAGUUUCAAGUGUAUUCUAUUUCAAGUUGCUUUUGUUGCCCUCCCCAACUAUCUAAAUAUUGGGCACAAUCUUGGAGUCCCUCAGCAGGAAUUUAGCUAGUGCCAGGGCAGCCGGAUUGGGCCUAUUCUUGCAGUAUUGUAAUUAGUUAUGCUCUAAAAAAUGAUUGUGUAAUGGUUAAUCUUACAAGAGUAUAACAUGUUUUGCUGAUUUGCAGAUUCUUUAAAAAGAAUCUGAAAUGAAACCAAGUAGGCAACUUGUGGUACCUGAACACAGAGCAGUAAAGCACAGGUAGCUCUGAAGGAGCUUUCAUGUUUAAACACAUUUUGUUUGUUUUAAACAGACUUAUCUGGGAGUCAGACCUUUUGAGGUUUUGGAAGUGUUUAUGGAAUAGGCCUGCAAUGAAAGAGGGAAGAGGUGGUCAGCGUUCAGCAUUUCUUUGACACAGAGAUUGUGCAAUUGAAAACACCAUUGC